AUGGAGAACGACAAGGGUGAGAUCGUCGACCUGUACGUCCCGCGCAAGUGCUCUGCGACGGGCCGCAUCAUCAAGGCCAAGGACCACAGCUCGGUGCAGAUUUCGAUUGCCAAGGUUGACGAGAACGGCCGCGCCAUUGCCGGCGAGAACCAGGUCUACGCUCUGUGCGGCUUCAUCCGCGCCCAGGGCGAGGCCGACGACUCCUUCAACCGCCUUGCCCAGCGCGACGGCUUCCUGAAGAACGUCUGGAACCCCGUCCGGUAA
Molecule: messenger RNA, 264 nt
Organism: Sporothrix brasiliensis 5110
Lineage: Eukaryota; Fungi; Ascomycota; Sordariomycetes; Ophiostomatales; Ophiostomataceae
Product: small subunit ribosomal protein S21e
Exons: 2
Coding region: 1-264 (87 amino acids)
Biological process (GO): translation; endonucleolytic cleavage to generate mature 3'-end of SSU-rRNA from (SSU-rRNA, 5.8S rRNA, LSU-rRNA); endonucleolytic cleavage in ITS1 to separate SSU-rRNA from 5.8S rRNA and LSU-rRNA from tricistronic rRNA transcript (SSU-rRNA, 5.8S rRNA, LSU-rRNA)
Cellular component (GO): ribosome; cytosolic small ribosomal subunit
Molecular function (GO): structural constituent of ribosome
Source: RefSeq, a predicted model, not a curated record